Molecule: messenger RNA, 294 nt
Organism: Suillus clintonianus
Lineage: Eukaryota; Fungi; Basidiomycota; Agaricomycetes; Boletales; Suillaceae
Exons: 1
Source: RefSeq, a predicted model, not a curated record
AGACACGGUCCGCCACGAAAUUGCCAUUGUAAAUGGUGAAGUUAUCGAAGUUGAUUCUGAUGACGACGACGACGACGACGAAGCGGAUCCAUCAAUCACUCGUCAAAAUAUUCUCGAUUUGUGCCAGCAGCUUGAAGUUGGAUGCAUGCAAUAUGGUGAUCCUCAAUUUUCACUUGAUUUAUCAUCACAACUUCUUAAGUUUCGCGCGAACCUACGACGCGAAGAACUACUUAAUGCUAGACAAACUUCUUUAGAACGAUUCUUCUCGGUAUAAUACAUGUACUUCUGUAGGAC